Messenger RNA from Tetrahymena thermophila SB210, 900 nucleotides. RefSeq names its product DnaJ (Hsp40) family B protein. Gene Ontology annotation, cellular component: endoplasmic reticulum membrane. Gene Ontology annotation, molecular function: Hsp70 protein binding. Lineage: Eukaryota; Ciliophora; Oligohymenophorea; Hymenostomatida; Tetrahymenidae. The record is from RefSeq and is a predicted model, not a curated record. Gene Ontology annotation, biological process: cellular response to misfolded protein. The transcript has a single exon.
AUGGACGCAUAACCUCAACAAACAACUUAAAGAAAAGCUCCUGCAACAGAGGAGGACAUUAGAAGAAUGCUUUAAACUAAGGAUUUUUAUGAACUUCUUGGAGUUAGCAAAACUGCCACAGAAGAAGACAUUAAAAAGUAAUACAAAAAGCUCGCUUUAAGAUUCCAUCCUGAUAAACUAAGGUUACCAGGUGCUUAAGAUGUGUUUAAAAAAAUAGCUUAGGCUUACGAUUGUUUAUCAAAUCCUGAUAAACGUGCUCACUAUGAUAGAACAGGUAGCGAUUAGCCAUAGCAAUAGAGAGCUUAUGAGCAAUAAUAUUAUGAUGAUAUAGAUCCUGCCGAUAUUUUUAGCGCUUUCUUCGGUCCUGGAUUUGCAUUUUAGUAAGGAGGAUAGAGGCGCCAUUAUUAAUACUAUUCAACUAGAAGAGGCAGAGAUUAAGAAGACAGAAAUGGUUAAAAUAAUUAAAAAGGAUUUAAUUUAAUGGGAUUGCUUUAAUUACUUCCUUUCUUUUUACUUAUAUUCUCUGGUGUCUUCAGUCAACUCUUUUAGGAAUCUCCUCAAUUCUCUCUUCAUAAAAACUCCUCAUUUAAUAUCUUGAAAAAAAGUGUUUUCUUAAAUAUUAACUAUUUCGUUGAUAGCUCCUUCGAAGAUAAAGUAAUGGAAGAUAUAGAGUACUUACCUUCAUUUGAAUAUAAAGUAGAGCAAGAGUAUCUCUCUAAUUUGAAUGCUAGUUGUUUAAAUUAAGAUGCAAAAAGAAGAUAGUAUGCUAAUAUGGCCAGAAAUUCUUGGACUAAAAGAGAUUAAAAUUAUUACUAGAAUCUAAGCGAAAGAGUUGAUAUGUCUCCAUGUGAGGAAUUUCAGGAGUUAAGCUCAAAGCAUGAUAUCAACAGAUAUUUUUGA